AUGAAGGACAAGAGGCCCAGAGAAGAGGAGGAAGCUCCGGCUCCUGCCCCUGUAAAGAGAUCAAAGAAGAACUCAACUGUUGAAGACAGUGAAAUGCAUACUGUCAAUGCAGAAAAGCCUAUGGAAAACAAUCAUAACACUGACGCUGCACCGACUGAUGAAGGCACCGUCAAGGCCAAAAAGAAGAAGAUUCGACAUCGUAAGAAGCCAGAAGGCACCGAAGACGCACAACCAUCAUCUGAAAGUGCUAGUCAGGCAGAGUUCAAGCAACAUCAAAAGGGUGGUAAAAAGCUCAGCAAGGUCGAUGAAAAGAAGGCAAUGAACAGCGAAAGGCGUCGUUUACGUCGCACGUCUGCAGCUGAUCGCAAGAAGACCUGCUUUCGAUGCCGUAGAAGAGGUCAUUCUGUAGCAAACUGUCCCAAAGUUGGUGACUCUUCUGAAGCUAGUAUUUGCUAUCGAUGUGGAUCUGAUGCUCAUGCUCUAGCAGCAUGCCCAAAACCACUGGAUAAAGCCAAUCCAUAUCCAUUUGCUACAUGUUUUGUUUGUAAAGAAGUGGGUCAUGUGUCUGGAAGCUGUCCAAAGAAUGCCAAGGGCUUGUAUAUAAAAGGUGGAGGAUGCAAAAUAUGUGGUAGUGUGCGUCACAGAGCAAACGAUUGUGAUGUCAAGAAGAAGACUGUUGACGAGCCAGAGGCUGUUGUUGGAGUUAUACGUCAAGGAAUGGGUGGAGAUGACUUGGAUGAUGCUUACGUAUUCCAGCCACCCUCCGCAGCUGCUGAAAAGGCUGCAGCUGAUAAGCCAAAGAAGAGAAAGGUCAACUUUUAUCAUCAGAGGUGA
Synchytrium microbalum is the source of this 834-nucleotide messenger RNA. RefSeq lists its product as uncharacterized. The transcript has 3 exons. The record is from RefSeq and is a predicted model, not a curated record. Gene Ontology annotation, molecular function: nucleic acid binding; zinc ion binding. Bases 1 to 834 code for a protein of 277 amino acids. NCBI's taxonomy places the organism in Eukaryota, Fungi, Chytridiomycota, Chytridiomycetes, Synchytriales, Synchytriaceae.